ACAGACGUUUACUUGUCAUGGAAACAUCGGAUCUGUCCUUGUCGACCGGUGGUGUUUGCGUGAGACGGCAGCCAUGAUGUUGCUGAAGGCACUGGUCUUCAUUUCGCUGUCACUUACAGUUUCAGGAGAAUAUUUCUUCCUUCCUCCCAAGGUUAAAUACGAAGCUGCAGUAUAUGUUUGCAAGCAAAACGGUCUUAAGCUGGUGAACGUCAAAACCAAUGAAACCCAAAGGCUGGUCUCUGCUUACAUGGGAGAGAGGAACGUCAACCUCUGGACCGGGCUUCACUAUAACGCUAGUAUGAGCAAGUUCCAGUGGGGAGACGGGGAGAUUCUACACUCCCCUGGAGUUCUAACGUGGCGGGAUGGGCAACCAGAUCUAUCACAAGGAAUGAAAUGUGUCGUGAUGAACCCCAGCCAUAGUCCUUUCAUCUACGACAUGUCCGCAUGCAACGCUAGCCAGGCUCUGCUGUGUGACGGUGAAGAAACCCUGGACUUGCUCCCAAAGUGGCUAUAUAUCGUGAGGUACACAAAAAGGAAUUCCACCGAACUGGGAUUCUGUGAAUCAAACCGAGGUGGCUACCCAGAAUGUGUCUUUGAAAGGCGUGGAAUCAGCGGGCAAGUACUCUCUAGGGGACUGGUUGAUGCUAUGGAGGAAUGUGCUCUGUCCUGCAAGGACAACGAGAGCUGCAUAUACUUCAUCUUUAUCAACUUCAAGAACUUAAGGGGUGAAUGUGUCUACCACACACAGAUUCCUGGCUAAAUGUCAUCUUUAUGUACACGUUUUAUUACUCGUCUCUCAACCCAAAACUCUAAAGGGGGACACGGCUCGGGUCAGUUGACAAUGCCAGCGUGUUUGAUUCAAGUAAUCAAAACCUAUAUUGGUUGCUCGUAAACUUAAAUGUCACAAUGUAUAUCAGUCUUGUGGUUACUCUAUUUACACAGAAUCAAUGUCCCAGGUUGACACUUGGUCACAUCACAUUGUGUUUCAUACAUCCAGCAUGUCCUCUGUACGAGCUAUUGCUCUGGCUAAAACCGUGAAUAUUAAUAUAAUGUCUUCAUUAUUCUUUCCCUUCAAUGAGUUUAUCAUGUUAUUGUUAUCAUUGUUAUUUCUUACUUUUUCUGAUAAAAGGAUAGAGAGUAAGAGUUCCCCCUGUCUACAACUUCUGUCAUUCUAUAACCUGGACGAAUUGUGAUUGUUUUUUAUGACUCACUCGCUGAUUACAACGUGAGACCAUUACAAUUUCUCUGCUGGGGA
Molecule: messenger RNA, 1255 nt
Organism: Haliotis rufescens (red abalone)
Lineage: Eukaryota; Metazoa; Mollusca; Gastropoda; Lepetellida; Haliotidae
Product: C-type lectin domain family 18 member A-like
Exons: 5
Coding region: 74-760 (228 amino acids)
Source: RefSeq, a predicted model, not a curated record